ACCUCUCUUACCCGUAACGCGCGCGCGAGAUGCCGUCAUUACGGUGGCUUGCGUGCUCUUUGCUUGUGGCGCUCGCGGCCGCUGCGGAGGACCUCUCUGAAGAAGUGCUUAUCGGAUGGAAAGGCGAAACGUAUGACGCGGGGUUGACAAGCCUGCCGAAAAGUACAGAUGCAUCAAAGAAUGAAGCAGCGCUUAAGGACAUAGAGGCGAAGGCGAAGGCCGCGCUGGAGGCUGAAGAGGGCAAGGCCGUGGGCAAGGCGAACGGAACGCUGGCAGCAGCUGCGCCGCGCACCGAGCCGUGGGUCGAGACCAUCAGUUGGAACCCCCGCGCGUUCAUCCACCACCACUUCCUCACGCCGGAGGAGGCGGACCACCUGGUCGGGAUCGGGUCCAAGAGGGUGAGCCGCUCGCUGGUGGUGGACGCCCAGACGGGGCAGUCCCGGCUAGAUGACAUCCGGACCAGCUUCGGAGCCGCGUUCGGGCGCGGCGAGGACCCGGUGAUUGCGGAGAUCGAGGAGCGGGUGGCGGAGUGGACCCAUCUGCCGCCGGAGCACCAGGAGCCCAUGCAGAUCCUGCGCUACGUGGACGGCCAGAAGUACGGCGCCCACUGGGACUGGUUUGACGACCCUGUGCACCACGCCGCCUACCUGGCCGAGGGCAACAGAUACGCCACCGUGGUGCUGUACCUGUCGGACGUGGAGUACGGCGGGGAGACCAACCUGCCGCUGGCUGAUGCCAUUGACCCCGAGGCGCAGUCCCCCAAGGGCUUGUCGCCCUGCGCCAGUGCGUGGGGCAUCAGCGUCAAACCCAAGAAGGGCGAUGCGCUCCUCUUCUUUGACAUGGACAUCAUGGGCAGUGUGGGCGACCGGCGCACACUGCACACCGCCUGCCCAGCCAUCCGGGGCACCAAAUGGACGGCCACCAAGUGGAUCCACAACAAGCCCUACAUGGGCGAGUACGACCCGCUGGCUGCCGCCGCCCGCUGCGCCGACACCGCCGCCGACUGCCCGCAGCUGGCGGCGGCGGGCGAGUGCGAGAAGAACAUGGCGCGCAUGGUGGGCGUCACGGGCAUGUGCCGCGCCAGCUGCCGCGACUGCCGGCAGUGCGCCGCCGGCGACGUGCUGUGCCAGCGCUACAACAUGAAGAGCCUGGUGCGAGCCCGCGCCAUGCGGGCAGCAGCCGGGGUGCAGGCCGCCGCGGCGGCGGGGCAGGCCGCCAAGGCCUAGCCUGGCUUAGCGCGGCCUUUCGGACCUAGCCUGGCUUAGCAGUGAGCGCGGCCUAGACUGUUAUAGCCUGGCUGCGCAGUGAGGGUGGCCUAGACUGUUAUAGCCUGGCUUAGCGGGCGGUCUGGCCUGGUGCCAUAGGGGGAGGUCUAGCAAGUGGGCGGGUGGGCGGCUUAGCGAGCGGGCUGCAUUACCGUACUGCCAGGAAGUUUUUUCCAGUGCUAAGUUUUUUUCGGCUGCCAGGGAUUAAUAUUUAACGUUUUCUGAAUAACUUUUUUUGUUUGGGCGGGAUUUAAGUCUAAAAUUUUUCGGCGCAUGCUGAGGCCGCGCCGGCGUGCUCUGCCACACGCCGGCGCAGCCCCACCGCACGCCGGCGCAGCCCCACCAGACAGCAUACGGUACCGUACGCCAUAGGGAAACGACUCCCACUGCUCCAUUCCAAGCUCUCCGACCUAUCUGGCCCAGCAGCCGACCCAUUUCCGUCCAAUGCGCUCUAUGAUUGGGUGCAUCCAGAAACGUGUGGCUCUGCGUGUGUGACCAUCGGAACACACACGCGUGUGCCCCACCCCGCUGCCCUUCCCCGCGCAACCCCCAGUUUUCCCGCAGCUAUUACGUUUUUUUCAUUUGGAACGCAAAUUAUCAUUAAAGUUUUCCAAAUUAAGUUUUUUUUAAUGCCAAAAAACGAAUUAUGAAAAAUACUUCCUGGCAGUACGGUAUGCAGCAGCGUCGGCCGAGGUGUGGCCGUGUGGACGUGGGCAGUCGUGGGGCAGGUUGUCAGGUGGUGGGUGAUGGUGGGAGCACACCUGUGAAGCCAUGGCUAAGAUCUUGAAGGGCUGAUGAUGGGGUUGUAGCAUAGGGGCUGCAGCAGUGCGACGUCACGGUGCGACGUGUGAUGUGGAACCCAACCAGGAGAGGAGAAGCCAAGUGCUGAUCAGCUGAUGUGAGGAGCUUAGGAUGUUGGAAGAGCGUGGGAAGGAGCACGCUGUCAAAGAGACGAGCGAGCGCUUUGCGUGCGCGUGUUUAUUUGUGGAGGCAGCGUGCGUUGCGGUGCUGCGGCGCGUGCCCGCUCGUCCCAACUCCCUUCAUGGUGUGCACGUGCAUGCACCGGUCAUGACGUCUGUGGUUGGGGCUGUUUCGGGCCCAGACGAUGCCAGCACAUAGGCAUGGCACUUGGACGGGGUCAUCGGACUCCCACCGGAGUACGGACGGUCAGUGCUCAGGGGCUCCGCGAUGUGUGUGCAGUGUGCCUGCCGGGCGAUGACGGAAGCCAGAGUACAAACGCACCAGAAGGCGCGAAGUCAGCGCGCACGCGGACCUGCUGCGCCAGGAGCUUGGCCGCAUGGCC
Molecule: messenger RNA, 2568 nt
Organism: Chlamydomonas reinhardtii
Lineage: Eukaryota; Viridiplantae; Chlorophyta; Chlorophyceae; Chlamydomonadales; Chlamydomonadaceae
Exons: 13
Coding region: 30-1226 (398 amino acids)
Biological process (GO): peptidyl-proline hydroxylation to 4-hydroxy-L-proline
Cellular component (GO): endoplasmic reticulum
Molecular function (GO): procollagen-proline 4-dioxygenase activity; iron ion binding; L-ascorbic acid binding
Source: RefSeq, a predicted model, not a curated record